Messenger RNA from Amoebophrya sp. A25, 2868 nucleotides. Lineage: Eukaryota; Dinophyceae; Syndiniales; Amoebophryaceae. The record is from the annotation of a GenBank genome assembly.
GGGGAAAUGCAAAGAUGGACUGAGAGCACUGCGCAGUUCGACGCACAGUUGCUGAAUUUUAUGAACUUCAAACGAGCGUGAGCCUACUUUUCGAUUUUAGUAUAGAAGAAGUAGAUGAAGCAACAUCAGUUUUUCGUGAAUGUACUAAAGGGGAAAUCGCUAGAAUCAGAAAAAAACUAAAAAUGCACUUUGAGACUCGCCCUUCGCGUUGCAAAAUGAUCCGAUCACUCAGGCGGAGCCGCCUCUGCUGCGUUUCUGAGUUCCCCUUGCCCCACGCGCGGGCCAAGGGCCACUGCGCACGAGCUUGCCCCGCUCUACCAGCAAGCCGCAGCGCUUUGCAAGCGCCAACCGACCAGCAAGAGGACCCGAACACCGGAGGGAGGGCGCCCAAGAAAUGGGAGGGCCCCCGCGAUCGAUGCGUCUGGAGUCUCCAGGAAUGUGCCAACUCACACAUUGUGAACACUUGGCAGCGCAUUGGCAGAGGGAUCGCCAGGCAGUUAGUAGUGUCUGCCCGCAUGCCUGCGGCGCUCUGGCGGGUGGCUAGGAGCUUCCAUUCGAGCCCCGUCCGAAACGCUAGAAUGGGACCAAAGGGGGUGGCGCAACGAGGGUCGUCCGAAACGCUAGAAUGGCGAUACUCGUCGCGUCCGAAACGCUAGAAUGAAAAGAGAGGGGGUCAAGGGGUUGGCCCCCUUUGGUGCCCAAAAACUUUUUUUUCGCGCACCCUUUUCGAGGACGUUCAAGGGGAGGGUGGCUGCCACCUUCAGCCGAUGUACCACGCAAAGGGACACCCCGAGGCAGCCGCCGGCGCCUCUGCUCCAGUGCCACGCCCUUGGCUGGAUGGUCCCGGCCUUUUUGACCAAGGUGCGACAAAGAUGGCCGCCUCUCACUGCUAUGGGGAGCGCCAAGCCCAACGAGGCAAGGAGUCCGGGAGGCCGCUCCCCAGGGUCCGACGACCAUCGGGUGGGACCGGGGGAAGGCGUCCGCUUGCUCUAGAAGCAAGCGCCUGGAGCGCUCUCGUGGUCUUCCUAUUACAGUGGGGCCUGCGCCCAGCUCUUAAUGAGGGGCGCGGUGUUGGGUUAACGCUUGAGGGCAUUUUUAGUUUUUUUCUGUUUCUAGCGGUUUCCUGGUCAGUAAAUGCAUCAUUUGUAUUUGAUAGAGAAUACUUAGAGGAUAGAGUUUCCCGUCUCUAACACCCUACACGGCGACACGCUUUUGUCCGCUGCCUUCCUAGCGUACAUUGGCUUCUUCGACGUCUAUGCACGACAACAAGUAUUGCGAGAAUGGGAGACAUACUUAGCAGAUGAAAGAGGACUCAAAUUUAGUCCAGCUUUGUCAGUUACCGAUUAUCUCGUGACGACGACAGAGCGUUUCCAAUUCGUCUCCAACGGGCUCCCAGACGACGAACUUUGUGUCGAAAAUGCUGUCAUCAUCAAAAAUUAUCAGAGGUAUUCCGUUUCGUGUUCAGGUGCACUAGAAGUACUAGAUUAUCGCUGCACUCACUUUUAUUGUCUUUGCUUCUUCAUUCAUGAAUUCUACACUCGCCUGGGCCUACUUAGCUCAUUUGUAUUGGUGUCAACAAAGAAGUCAUUCGAAAUUCAGAUAGUGUUAUUGAUUCCUUCUCACCUUUCCUCCAGGUAUCCCUUGAUCCUGGACCCAAGCGGGCAGGCUUUAUCGUGGCUCCAGCAAGAGUACAAGAAAAAGGAAAUGCACGUCACCUCCCUCUUGGACCCGAAGUUCUACAAGAUUCUAGAGUCAGCAGUCCGGUUCGGCACCCCGGUUUUACUGACGGAUGUGGAACGACUAGACCCUGUUUAUGGAAUACGAAACUUUUGCAACGCAAGCCUAACGCUACUAAAUGUUGGUGUGCUUCAUCACAAUCAAAAAUGUUUAACUCCUCUGGGAAUGAAGAAAAUAGGAAUUUUCCCAAUCCAGGUGUCAAGCCUCAUUUCAAUAAUUCUUGCAGUCGCACCAGAGUAUACCGAAUGAUUUUUCGCACUGGUCUACCAUGACACUCAUCUCUUUCAUACCCUCCUGAACGGCAUCUUGAACAAAGAGACGCACAAAAAAGGUGGUCGAUCGAUGAUCACCUUGGGCGACCAGGAGGUCGAUUUUUCGCCAGCCUUCGAGAUUUUUCUGAGUUCGCGUGACAGUGCGCAUAACUUUGCCCCCGACCUCUGCAGCCGUGUGACCUUCUGUAAUUUCACGAUAACACCAGCGUCAUUGCAGAGUCAAGCCCUGAAUAUGCUGCUCAGGCAGGAACGCCCAGAUGUAGAGAAAAAACGCCGUGACGGGAUGCUGCUACAAAGUGAAUUCAAUUAAGGCGCUUUGCUCCACUUCAGUAGUUCGUUGAUGGUUUACAAGAUAAGCAAGAUGAGACUCGGUUGAAGAUAGUGAUGAGCAGUGAUGACGUGGCUGGUUUUUCUUUUUCUAGUAGUAGUACAUUCCAGUGCACUUUCCUCGACGUGCAGUACAGAUGUUGUAGAAUCUAAUUUUUGGUGAAAGCCCGCGAAAUGGAAGAUGGCCUGCUUUCUGCACUCGCGAACGUGGAGGGCAGUAUCUUGGAAGACCAGACAGUAUUGACAACAAUGGAGAAGAUAAAAGCGGAGAGCGCGCAAAUCAAAGAAGAAUUCGCGAAAAUGGAUGAGGUCAUGCGUGAAGUCCAAGAAUGCACAGCAGAGUACGAAAAUUUGGCGCGGGCUGCAACAAGAAGCUACUUCUCACUGGAAGCGCUCACUGCAGUGCACGACCGAUUGUACCGAUAUUCCUUGGAUUUCUUCUUCGAAGUGCUCCGAGUGAGUAUUUCAGAUCCAUCCAUAGCGGCAGAACCAGGUGCGCCUUCGGGAGGAGCGAGUGCUCCGGAUAGUAAGA